AUGUCGUUCGAAAGCCAGGGUGCCCCGGAUAGUUCCGUGCCGGCUGGCUCCCGCAGACCGCCAUUCUUCUUCCGUGAGGAGUAUUCCAACCUCAUCGUGAAGGGAAACUUCAUGACUCUGGCUGCCAAGCCGAAGCUCGUCGACGAGGGCGAAUGGCUCGCACACACAGUCGUCGAGCAGUAUCGUCUGCUGGAGCAAAUGAUUGAGAUCAUCAAAGUCCACGACGACAGGACUGGCAAGCCAAUCUGCAACCCAGAUGUCUGCCCUACCAUGUCAGCCAGCGGCCACACUUACACCUGGCUCGACAACCAGAAGAGGCCCAUCAAGAUCCCAGCCAUCCAGUACAUCAACCUCGUUCAGAAGUGGAUCGUGGGCAAGAUCAACGACCCCAACAUCUUCCCAACCGACACCACCUCUGUCUCCAUCGGCGCUUCCACCUAUGCAUCAGGAUCUCUGUCAAGUGGCGGCACCCCUCAACCUCUUGGACCCACCAGCCUCAAUGCCCCGCUAUCGCAGCUAGCCGGCAACGAGUGGCUCGGCAAGCCCUCCGGCUUCCCAGAGACAUUCGAGGCAGACAUCAAGAGCAUCUACCGCCAGAUGAUGCGAUGCUAUGCGCACAUCUACCAUGGCCACUGGCUCGAGCCCUUCUGGAACGUGAAUGCGUACAAGGAGCUCAACACGUGCUUCAUCCACUUCAUCAACGUUGGCAAGCUGUUCAACCUGCUUGGUGAGAAGGAGCUUGAGCCUAUGCAGCCGUUGGUUGACCUGUGGAAUGAGAAGGGUCUGCUGCCACCUGUUGGCGCGACUUCGAGUGGCCAACCGGCGCAACCUGCUGCUUGA
This is a messenger RNA of Parastagonospora nodorum SN15, 840 nucleotides long. RefSeq lists its product as hypothetical. NCBI's taxonomy places the organism in Eukaryota, Fungi, Ascomycota, Dothideomycetes, Pleosporales, Phaeosphaeriaceae. The transcript has 2 exons. Gene Ontology annotation, cellular component: cytoplasm; nucleus. Gene Ontology annotation, biological process: signal transduction; cell division; positive regulation of protein phosphorylation. The record is from RefSeq and is a predicted model, not a curated record. Gene Ontology annotation, molecular function: protein kinase activator activity. Bases 1 to 840 code for a protein of 279 amino acids.